This is a messenger RNA of Bipolaris maydis ATCC 48331, 1556 nucleotides long. Its product is annotated as kinase-like domain-containing protein. Gene Ontology annotation, molecular function: MAP kinase activity; ATP binding. Gene Ontology annotation, cellular component: nucleus; cytoplasm. Gene Ontology annotation, biological process: osmosensory signaling pathway; protein phosphorylation; stress-activated MAPK cascade. The record is from RefSeq and is a predicted model, not a curated record. Lineage: Eukaryota; Fungi; Ascomycota; Dothideomycetes; Pleosporales; Pleosporaceae.
ACCUUCACUCUCCUGCUCCUCUUCUCUCGCCGCCCAUCUCCACGCUUGCCACUGCUCCUGCCUCCCCCUCUCUAUCCCUCUGUGUGCUGCACCUAGCUGACGCUGUCGCCGCCGCCGCCGCUACUCGCCCUCGCCCGCCCGUUUGCCUGUCCACACACACUCAAGGCGGUAAUCAAACACGGCCGCUACCCUCCCAACCGUCUCCCAUACCCCGGUGCAAACUCUGAAGUGCUCACAAACGAGUCCUCGGACCCAGUGUUGCGCAAUCGCCUUGUUUGCCGCGUCCAGUUACCGACGACUGCAAUAAGACUUGUCUGUAUUUAGCAGCCUCGACGUGCUCCUCAGUUCCGAAUCUUCGCGACUUCCCCACGUCCAGCCUGCCUUUUUCCACACACAACCCUCCCAAGCCCCCCUUAUCCAACGUCCUCCACCCCGCGCCUGUCGCACUGCCAUAAACACCACCAUCCACCAUGGCGGAAUUCGUACGCGCCCAGAUUUUUGGCACCACUUUCGAGAUUACCAGCAGAUACACCGAUCUGCAGCCCGUCGGCAUGGGCGCAUUCGGUCUCGUUUGCUCAGCAAAGGACCAGCUUACCAACCAGGCGGUGGCUGUUAAGAAGAUCAUGAAGCCCUUCAGCACUCCAGUUCUGUCCAAGCGGACAUACCGAGAACUGAAGCUCUUGAAGCACCUUCGGCACGAAAAUAUCAUCAGCUUGAGCGACAUCUUCAUCUCUCCUCUCGAGGACAUCUACUUCGUCACCGAACUCCUCGGCACCGAUCUCCACCGUCUGCUCACCUCGAGGCCGCUCGAGAAGCAAUUCAUCCAAUACUUUCUCUAUCAGAUUUUGCGUGGAUUGAAAUACGUCCACUCGGCUGGUGUUGUGCACCGCGAUCUCAAGCCCAGCAACAUUCUCGUCAACGAGAACUGCGAUCUCAAGAUUUGCGACUUCGGUCUCGCCCGUAUACAAGACCCCCAGAUGACGGGUUACGUCUCGACGCGAUACUACCGAGCACCUGAAAUCAUGCUCACGUGGCAAAAGUACGAUGUGGAGGUUGACAUUUGGAGCGCGGGAUGCAUCUUUGCUGAGAUGCUCGAGGGCAAGCCCCUGUUCCCCGGAAAGGACCAUGUGAACCAAUUCUCCAUCAUCACGGAGCUUUUGGGCACUCCCCCAGAUGAUGUUAUCCAGACCAUUUGCAGUGAAAACACACUGCGGUUCGUUCAAUCGCUUCCGAAGCGCGAGAGGCAGCCAUUGGCCAACAAGUUCAAGAACGCUGAGCCUGACGCGGUUGAUCUUCUAGAAAACAUGCUGGUUUUUGACCCGAGGAAGCGCGUACGAGCAGAGCAGGCUCUCGCUCACCCAUACCUUGCGCCAUACCACGACCCGACCGAUGAGCCGGUAGCCGACGAGAAAUUCGAUUGGUCGUUCAAUGACGCGGACUUGCCAGUCGACACCUGGAAGAUCAUGAUGUACUCGGAGAUCCUCGAUUACCACAACGUUGAUGCGGCAGUACCGGAGCAGGAGAACAACGGCAGCUAAUCGCCAAUGGAUGUCCCG